AUGGAGUAUUCCCGUAAAGUAGUGUCCGUGAUGAAGUAUUCCAGUAAAGUAGUGUCCAUGAUGAGGUAUUCCAGUAAAGUAGUGUCCACGAUGGAGUAUCCCAGUAAAGUAGUGCCCACGAUAGAGUAUCCCAGUAAAGUAGUCUCCACGAUGAAGUAUCCCAGUAAAGUAGUGUCCGUGAUGAAGUAUUCCAGUAAAGUAGUGUCCACGAUGGAGUAUCCCAGUAAAGUAGUGUCCACGAUGAAGUAUCCCAGUAAAGUAGUGUCCGUGAUGAAGUAUCCCAGUAAAGUAGAGUCCACGAUGGAGUAUCCCAGUAAAGUAGUGCCCACGAUGGAGUAUCCCAGUAAAGUAGUGUCCACGAUGGAGUAUCCCAGUAAAGUAGUGUCCACAAUGGAGUAUGCCAGUAAAGUAGUCCACGAUGAAAUAUCCCAGUAA
Molecule: messenger RNA, 435 nt
Organism: Haliotis rufescens (red abalone)
Lineage: Eukaryota; Metazoa; Mollusca; Gastropoda; Lepetellida; Haliotidae
Exons: 1
Coding region: 1-435 (144 amino acids)
Source: RefSeq, a predicted model, not a curated record